GUUUGGCGCCAUCGCCGACGGCUUCUAUCGCGGCGUCUCGAUCCAUUGUUUAUUUCCUUGUCUUGACAGCCUUCUGUGUCUCUCAGGAGUUGAUGUCAAUCUAUCUCGCCGGUACAAACAACCUCACGCACGGCUUGGCGCUGAUGACGAUCAUCGGUCUGAUCCGAGACCUCGGCUCCUUCAGCAUGGGAUACGGGAUUGUGCCCUUCGUGGAAAGAUGUGGUUUCCUGACUAGCUUCGGUUUUUAUGCGGGCCUGCAUGGGUUCGUCGGGCUCGGGGCUGUUCUACUAUACGUUUUUUCGGACAAGCUACGCGCGUCCCGGUGGUCAGGGUCUGACGUCUAGACAUCGGAGGGAAGUGGAAGGGCCUAGUAGGGAGAGACGGGUACUUGGAAGGCCCCUAGGCGUUUCCCCUCUCCACCACUUGGCGGGAUACCGGACAGUCUGCUGGAUCAAGUGCGUGUG
Aspergillus japonicus CBS 114.51 is the source of this 464-nucleotide messenger RNA. RefSeq lists its product as uncharacterized. Bases 93 to 344 code for a protein of 83 amino acids. NCBI's taxonomy places the organism in Eukaryota, Fungi, Ascomycota, Eurotiomycetes, Eurotiales, Aspergillaceae. The record is from RefSeq and is a predicted model, not a curated record. The transcript is spliced from 4 exons.